ACAUGCUCACACCCUCCGCCCCGCACAGGCAGACCGGGUCACCGGGUCUGAGACUGAGGUGAUUCGGCUCCUGACUCCUACAGGACUUCGCCUCACUGCUGGCCACCUGAAGGGGGUCAGACUUGUCCGUUCAAUUGGCCGCAGGAAAAGAGGACAUGUGAUGGACUUUUGCCUGAGAGCUUCAUGAAGAGGCCUACUUUCUGAAACUUGAGGCACACCUCUCCUGUGCUGAGGGCGCAUACCUGUGCGGACUUGCCCGUUAGGUGGGACUUAAGAGGGGAAGACGAGACACACCUUACUUACCUAGUUUGGCUUUACGGCGCCCCCCUACACCUUCUUCGCUUGGCCUCUCUCUCUCUCUUUUCCUGAAUGUGGACGAAUAAUCGUUUUGUUCACUGAAAUGUCGACAAACGAGAGAGCAACGCGAGCGCUGAGGGAUAUCCUACGAAACCCGGGAAAUGACGUUUGUGCAGACUGUGGCGCUCCGGGUCCAUCAUGGGGCUCUUGUUCUCUGGGAGUCUUCAUCUGCCUGGCCUGUUCGGGGAUCCACCGCAACAUCCCUAAUGUAAGCAAGGUCAAGUCCCUGAGCCUGGCCCACUGGGAGGACCACGAGGUGCAGUUCAUGGCUGACAACGGUAAUGAGCUGAUGAAGAGUAAAUAUGAGGCCGCUGUUCCAGUUUACUACUACAAACCAACACACAAAGACUGCCAGGUGCUGAGGGAGCAGUGGAUCAGAGCAAAGUAUGAAAGGAAGGAGUUCACUGAGCCUGGGAAGGCCUUUACAUAUGAGGACGGAAUAAGAGACUGCUUGUUGAUGAAGAGGGGGCGGGACAACGGGCAGUUCCUCAGCAGGCGAUUUGUCCUCUCAGUGAGGGAGGGGACUCUGAAGUAUUUCACCAAAUAUGACGCCAAGGAGCCCAAAGCUGUUAUCCAAGUGGCCUCCAUCAAUGCAACCUUCCAGCCUGAAAAGAUCGGCAACCCCAAUGGCAUGCAGAUCACCUACCUCAAAGACUACAGCACCCGCAACAUCUUCGUCUACCAUGACAACGGCAAGGAGAUUGUAGACUGGCUGAAUUCAAUCCGUGCAGUUCAGCUUCACUAUCUAAAAGUGGCUUUUCCUGGGGCGACGGAUGCUGAGCUGGUACCCAAACUUACCCGGAAUUUUCUGAAGGAAGGAUACAUGGAAAAGACCGGACCCAGGCAAACAGAAGGCUUCAAGAAACGUUGGUUCACCCUCGACCACAGACGGCUCAUGUACUUCAAAGAUCAACUGGAUGCCUUUGCCAAAGGUGAGGUGUUUUUGGGGAAUAAGGACCACGGUUACAACGUCUUCCCUUGUCUUCCUGCUGGCACCCAUUGCAAUGGCGCCUGGCAACAUGGUAUCACAAUAGAAACCCCUGACCGCAGCUUCCUCUUUACAUGUGAAACGGAGAGUGACCAGCAGGAUUGGCUGAAGCACUUCAAUGAUGUCGUGAGUGCACCGAUGUCCCCCCAGGACUUCACAAUGGAAGCCCUGUUCAAGCACAGGCAUUGAUGGACCAGCGGCCCCUGAGACCAUCUCCUUUCUUCUCAGCUUAUCACAGAUCUGACACAGGAACUACAUCUGUUCUUUUACUGACUGCUAAAUGGAUUUUGAAAUCUUGUAGUAAAAUCUUGUUCAACCCUUUAUGUUGGACGGUAAGGUUAUUUUUUUCUUUUAAACGUGAGAACAGAUUUGUCAAUCAAACAAUAUUUAGGGGGGCAUGGAUUUUGUUGGUCAUGGUCACUGACUAUGGGAAUAUAACAAUAUAACACAUUGCUAAAUCUAAUCAUUAAACUAUUAAUAAUAAUAAACAGAUAAUUAAAUGGGCUGAAAUAUAACAGACUAUCAAGUGACAGAAAACAAUUGUAUCUUUGGAGUCAGAGCUCCUUUUUAUUUUUUCUACACUUUUUAUUCUAAAAGUAAUCAAAUUAAUUGGUUGUUUCAUUUUGACUUUAUAAUUACUCUAAUUCCUUAAAACAUUUAGAUUCAGUGUAAGUAUUUCAGCUCACUUCAUGCCUCUUGUUGCUCAUUGUUCUGUAUCAGCAUUACAAAAUGUGAACAAACCUUUUUUUCAUAUUUUGCAGCAGUAUCUUUAGACACACUACCUGUACAGUUUAUGUCAUAAAAACAUAACAUAUCAUUUUGGGUUUUUUUGUGCUGAGGCAAAUGUUAAUUUUGUAAUUAAGUUUUUAGGAAAAAAAUAAGUGUUUUCAUCAAAAACAGUAAAGGAGAUUUACAAAUGCCUUUGGAUAGAAAACAUGGAAACACUGUCGGCCUUUUCAUGGUUCAACAGUGUCCCCAUGUGGCAAACACAACAUAUAUUAAGUUCUUCAUGAUAAUGAUAAAAACAAAUGCCCUUUUAACUAUUCUUCAUAGAUAUCACAGAGAUAAAUGGUUGUUUUUUUUUUCCUUUUCCAGUUUUGGUUAUAGAAAUAAUUACACUAAAUGUUGAUCCGCGAGUAUUUUUCUUUGUUUGUAUGUUUGUUUUUACAAAAACAAGAAACAUGUCUGGCUGAAAACACAUACAACUAUUGAUGAUCACUAAUAAAAAAUAAUUUCUUCGGAAGUUUUCAAGAAAUUUUUGGACAGA
Labrus mixtus (cuckoo wrasse) is the source of this 2612-nucleotide messenger RNA. RefSeq lists its product as uncharacterized. Lineage: Eukaryota; Metazoa; Chordata; Actinopteri; Labriformes; Labridae. Gene Ontology annotation, cellular component: plasma membrane; intracellular membrane-bounded organelle. Gene Ontology annotation, molecular function: phosphatidylinositol bisphosphate binding; GTPase activator activity. The record is from RefSeq and is a predicted model, not a curated record. The transcript is spliced from 11 exons. The coding region runs from base 401 to 1534 and encodes 377 amino acids. Gene Ontology annotation, biological process: positive regulation of GTPase activity.